Messenger RNA from Thunnus maccoyii (southern bluefin tuna), 3668 nucleotides. It is a transcript of the gene clpb, whose product is annotated as caseinolytic mitochondrial matrix peptidase chaperone subunit B. The record is from RefSeq and is a predicted model, not a curated record. Gene Ontology annotation, molecular function: ATP hydrolysis activity; protein binding; ATP binding. Lineage: Eukaryota; Metazoa; Chordata; Actinopteri; Scombriformes; Scombridae. Bases 1466 to 3502 code for a protein of 678 amino acids. Gene Ontology annotation, cellular component: mitochondrion; cytoplasm. The transcript has 16 exons. Gene Ontology annotation, biological process: cellular response to heat.
UGCAACAUCUCGUGUUCUCAAACUGCAAUUUUAAUGUGACUUUAAGAAAAUACAAACCAGCGCAUUUAUAUCAGGUAUAUCAGACAAGGUUUAUAGGGCAGGAAGUAAUAAAUUUAUUCAACGUUUCCCCUCAAGUUUGAGCUACAGUCCUGUUUUCAUAGGCGUGUGUGUGUUUUGUUCCUCCUGAUACAAGAACUGUUUAAAUCAUUUCAAGUCCAUUGCGCUGUUUAUCCUCUGUUCUCUCUUUUGCAGACACAAUAAUGCAGAUCAAGAAGCAACAAAUAAACACAUUACUUGAUACUAGGGAGAAAGGAACAGGUGAAUCAACAACAUAAAGCUUAUAUUAUUCACAGGAUCACUUACACAGACAAGCAUAAGCACCAUUUUUCCUCUUGACAUAAAAAAAUACAAAUGAGAGAGAAGAAAGUGAUUGAGAAAGAGGCUUAUUUGAAACAUUAAUAUAAGAGCACUAAACCACACUAGAGAGAGAAAAAGUAGAAGUGUCUAAGAGUUUGUGUACAAAAAGAAGUAAAUAAAGUUACAACAUCAAACAAAAGAGGAUGUACACUGACAAACUUGUACAUUCAAACUUCCAGCAUGCUUGUAUGGAUGACUGAUGAAUAGUUUUAGCCCUACAUUUUAAUGCAAAUGUAUUUUUCAUGGGGUUGAGUAAUAUAUUUCACCAGUCUGUGUCCCAUUGAAAAAAAUAACCUAAAGGUAAAUUAAUGUAGGCUAUAAUUUUUUUCAACAAGUCUCAAGAUUGUGUCCUCAAUUGAAGGCCGUGUUUGAACAGUCUUCAGAUGAUGGCACACACACACACACACACAGCCACUUUAUUGCAUUGUUCUUGGCGACAUCUGGCGGCCACGACACACUGAGAAAGAACAAGUGCUUUGACAAAACCUGUGUCAUCAAAUUUGUGUCGGUGACAGUCCUUUUGUGAAUAACAGUAGGCUACUCAUACAAAGGAGGUGUAUAGCCCACGACAGCCCCAGAAAACAAUCGACAACGGUGCCCUGACAUUCGUUUACAGUCACAAAACUGCGUGUUGAGGUGUGAAACCAAAGACAAUAGCUGUCAAGAUGAUGUUACUUCCUAUUUCAAGGCAGAAAAAAUGCAGCCGACUGCUAGAAAAGCUCAAACUGAAAAGCUUUAUCGUAAAAAAAUGUGUUCCUAGCACAGGAGAACGUAUAUACAUGUCGCCAUAGCAACAGGCACCGAAGUUUCCAGUAAAACGACAUUUCCCAAAAUGCACCGCGGGUUCUGGUGACAUCCACGCUACGAUGAGGUGAAACGGUUGUUUGCGUCUCGCUGGUUGUAAUUAGUUCCAUGUAAACUGAGGUUUAACGGCUGCUACAUCGGCGUUAACGCGGUGUCCCCGGUCCGUAGGCUAACGGGUAUCCUCUGAGAUUACUGACAGACGGAGGGUUUCAUCCUCCGUUUCGCUUUCGGUGAGUUUACCGCCAUGUUAUCAUCCGUUCCCACCAGGCUGUUCGUGCGAAGGUCGCGCAGCCUUUCACCGUGCAGCCGCGUACUCCAGACCAGCUCAACCGGCGCCGCAUGCCAGGGUAUCCGGGAGACAGGGGCGGAGACCAACCGCAACCCCAUCGUGUCCACCUCCCGCGUCUCCAGAAGGGGAAUUUUAGCUGAGGAGACCGCAGGUACCACUGUGAACCCGUCGGCGCAGUACCACCACCUCGCCCCUAGAUGGAUCUCCAACCUGGAGAACCGCCGCAGCUCCUGGGCGGCUCUGGCCAGCAGAGGGCGCAAUACCAACCAGUACUGGGAGGAGAGCGGGCAGAGCGGUGGAGGUGAGGGCCGGGACACAGGUGGAAGAGCCAGCCGGGCAGGAGUGGCCUCUGCCAGCCUGUUGUCUGCUGCAGCUGUGGCUUUCUGCCUGAAGAAAGACUCUGAUAACAAAGGUGAUGCUCUCUUGGAGGCAGCAAGGACCAAUAACGCUCAAGAUGUGGCCAGGCUGUUAAAGGAGGGCGUGGACCCAAAUCACCGCCACCGUCUGGGUUGGACCGCUCUCAUGGUGGCUUCCAUGAACCGACAGCACAGUGUGGUGAAGGUUCUGCUGGAAGCUGGUGCCGACCCAAACGCCGGAGAUCACUUCAAUAAUGUUUAUGACACCUCACGGGAGAAAGGCAUCCACUCACUGGAAGUCCUGGUGUCCAGAGAGGAUGAAUUCAGCAGCAGGCUCAGCAGUAGGGCUGGUUUCCGCGGUUGCUCAGCACUUCACUAUGCCACACUGGCUGAUGACCCACGCACCGUUCGCAUGCUGCUGGAUGCCGGUGCCAACCCCAUGCAGAGCAACGGUUUGGGACACACAGCACGGGCCUAUGCUAAAGAGGGAGAAGUGAGCACACUACUGCAGGAGUGGGAGGGCAAGUUCCAGGAGGCGCAGGCUCGGCGGGAGGCGGAGGAGAGAAGGAGGUUCCCCCUGGAGAGGAGGCUGAAGGAGCACAUCAUCGGACAGGAGGGGGCCAUCAAUACCGUGGCUUCAGCCAUCAGAAGGAAGGAGAAUGGUUGGUACGAUGAAGAGCACCCUCUCGUAUUCCUCUUCCUCGGCUCAUCAGGAAUCGGAAAGACAGAGUUGGCCAAACAGGUGGCUCGCUACAUGCACAAGGACAUCAAAAAGGGUUUCAUCCGUAUGGACAUGUCUGAGUUUCAGGAAAAACACGAGGUGGCGAAGUUCAUUGGCUCUCCGCCGGGAUACGUAGGACACGAGGAAGGAGGUCAGCUGACAAAGUUGUUGAGGGCGUGUCCCAACGCUGUCGUCCUGUUUGAUGAAGUGGAUAAAGCUCACCCCGAUGUCCUCACUAUCAUGCUGCAGCUCUUUGAUGAGGGUCGCCUCACAGACGGUAAGGGAAAGACCAUUGAAUGUAAAGAUGCCAUAUUCAUCAUGACGUCUAAUGUUGCAAGUGAUGAAAUCGCCCAGCAUGCACUUCAGCUCCGCCAGGAAGCUGAGGUGGUCAGCCGCAGGAAGCUGGCCGACAAACUCGAGGAUGUACAGAAAGGUGAUGAGAUCCAAAUCUCCCGACAGUUUAAGGAAUCAGUGAUUCGACCGAUCCUGAAGGCGCAUUUCCGGAGGGACGAGUUUCUUGGUCGGAUCAAUGAAAUCGUAUACUUCCUGCCGUUCUGUCACUCAGAGCUGCUACAGCUGGUCAGCAAAGAGCUCAACUUCUGGGCUAAGAAGGCCAAGCAGCGCCAUGACAUCACUCUUCAGUGGGAUCGCCCAGUCCUGGACCUGUUGGCGGGCGGUUACAACAUGCAUUACGGAGCGCGCUCCAUCAAACACGAGGUUGAGCGGCGGGUUGUCAACCAGUUAGCUGCAGCGUACGAGCAGGAGCUGCUGCCCAAAGGCUGCACCCUGCGUCUUUCUGUCCAAUCAGAGGACCAGGAGGAGCGGAGCACGCCCAGUCUGCGCCUUGAAGUGGUAGGAGAGGACAGCUCAUCAAGAACACUGGACAUCCGUCCACCACUCAGCCCCGAACACUAACACACCACAGAGACACACACAGGAUACACUAAGCUGUGUGCACACAUGUACACUUUCCACACACACACUAUCAUCGUCAUCAUCAUCAUCAUCAUCAUCAUAUAGUGUCAGGAGGAUGGAUGGUUCUUGAUGGAUGUUACCAAUAAAAGUACCUCUGAUAAACACA